AUGAUACUACCGGAACUUCAUAAUUUAAAGGUAUUAAAAUCAAAUAUCAUUACUGAUGACCUUGAACAUUAUUUGAAUACUUUGAGAUUUCAACAUCUUGAAGUUCUACAAAUAGAUUAUAUUACAGCUAACGUGACUUGCAAAAAGUUAAAAGUAUUAAUAUUAGAGGCGUAUGACAAUUUUGAUGAUUUAGAUGCAGAGAUAAUAUCCGAUGAAAGAAAAUUGGUAUCAGGAGCAAAUAUAUUAAAUGUAUUAAUUAAUUCUGCACCUAUUAACUUGGAUAUAAUUAGAAUAGUUUAUGAAUUUAACUUUUCAAUUAAUAUUUUUAGAGAAUUAGAAAGGUCGAUCGGACCUUUCUAUUUUUACAUCAAGUUAUGA
This is a messenger RNA of Funneliformis mosseae, 378 nucleotides long. NCBI's taxonomy places the organism in Eukaryota, Fungi, Glomeromycota, Glomeromycetes, Glomerales, Glomeraceae. The record is from the annotation of a GenBank genome assembly.